Molecule: messenger RNA, 420 nt
Organism: Colletotrichum godetiae
Lineage: Eukaryota; Fungi; Ascomycota; Sordariomycetes; Glomerellales; Glomerellaceae
Exons: 1
Coding region: 1-420 (139 amino acids)
Source: RefSeq, a predicted model, not a curated record
AUGGUGUCGCCGUCCCAACUGAAAGGGUGGACUAUUGCCGCACCAUGUUACCUCCCAUUUGGCGUUAUUCUUUGUGCAACUUGGCUUUUGCGCGCGCGAAAGCUCGGAGAAAAGCAAGGCUCCCCAAUCGAAUUCGCGUACGACCCGGGGCCAGGUGCUUGGGGCUUAGAGAGCGGCGAGACAGCAGCAAUAAACAACGUGGUGUCCUGGUCGACGGAUGAUGUUCACAAGGAUCGGCGCAGCCCCGGUCGCGCGAGGCCCACCCGGGAAUAUGCAACCCAAAACCCCUUUUUCAACGACAUUCAAGCGCGAGUCGUGCAAUUCGAUAUCAUCACCGCCGCCUUUCGAAUAGGCGCAAAUCGCGCUUUAGGCCCGGAUUUCGUACCAGAGUAUCCGUACAAUCCAUCUGUGAUGCUUUGA